Molecule: messenger RNA, 2417 nt
Organism: Oncorhynchus tshawytscha (Chinook salmon)
Lineage: Eukaryota; Metazoa; Chordata; Actinopteri; Salmoniformes; Salmonidae
Gene: gng7
Product: guanine nucleotide binding protein (G protein), gamma 7
Exons: 2
Coding region: 247-453 (68 amino acids)
Biological process (GO): G protein-coupled receptor signaling pathway
Cellular component (GO): heterotrimeric G-protein complex
Molecular function (GO): G-protein beta-subunit binding
Source: RefSeq, a predicted model, not a curated record
UGUGUGUGUGUGUGUGUGUGUGUGUGUGUGUGUGUGUGUGUGUGUGUGUGUGUGUGUGUGUGUGUGUGUGUGUGAUUUAGGACAGUAAAUGUACAUUCAAGCCUGAGGGGGAAAAAAACACGAUGACUGUAGCAGAAAACCACACGAGGGCAGUAUAAAGCUGCUUUUAAAUGAUUUCUUUCUCUCCCCCCUUCUCUUCUCCCCUCCCCCUCUCCAUAGUGGGGGUGUGUGUAUUGAUGGAUCAGGAUGUCAACCAAUAACAACAUCGCGCAGGCCAGGAAACUGGUGGAACAACUGAGGAUCGAGGCAGGGAUCGAACGUAUUAAGGUGUCUAAGGCAGCGGCAGACCUGAUGAGUUACUGUGAGCAGCACGCCCGUAACGACCCGCUCCUCGUUGGCAUCCCAACGUCAGAAAACCCUUUCAAAGACAAGAAACCCUGCAUCAUCCUAUAGCUGCACACUCAUCUCUGCACAUCAGACACACACACACCUCUGCCCACACACACACUCCCACUGGCUGACUCUGCAACAGCCAACAAGGCCCAGCUCUGUCAAGCUAUACAUACAACACACACACACACACACACACACACACACACACACACACACACACACACAGAGAAACGAAAUAGCCACUCUGGAAAAGCGCCAUACUCAAUAGCCACAGCUAGGGGGCGGUGUCUGUGUUUACAGACCACGUUGCCACAUUAGUGAUAUUAGCCCUGAGUUGUGUCUCUGUGGUGCUGAGGGUAAGCCUGCACUAACAUGCAGCCCUACCUGAUACUGGUUACUGACUUACCCACAGAGAUAGUGACACUCAAGUGGAGAUGGUAGAUUUACUUCAAAAAGGGAUUAGGACAAUUAUCUUAAUAGGAAUCCACAGUCGCCUACAUGAAGUUAUAGGCUGAUGUAUAGCAUGUAUUUUAGUGAAUCAAUGAUUUAUUGAUUCAUUGAUUAAUCGAUUGAUUGAUAGCAGUAUCUGGUGAGGUGGCGGUUUAUGUGUGACCAAUCUGGUGUAAAACCUGGGUCGUUCGUGUGAUACAAGCUGUGUUAGCCCUCUCAGCUAAAGCCUAGCCAUUAGCCGUGGAAGUUAAUAUAAGUCUUCAGGUCUCAGGCAUGGUUACCCAUCACUAAAGCACCGUGGCUAUACGCGGUGUGUUUGUUAGCCAUAUAGUGGCUGACUUGCCACUGACUUGCUAAGUAUCACAAUGGGGAUGGCCCCUUCCUGAAACCUUGGGUCAACGGUAAUGUCAGUGUUUCCACAAGACAUUGUGUUUUUGUGAACAUGGCAGUGUAAACACUGAGCAGGUUGGUACAUGCUGCAUAUGUACCCACUGUGUUUAAACCCGGAUCAUCUGCAAUGCCACAAGACUGCGUUAGCCCACUGAGCUAAAGCAUAGGCCACAUACACUCCCACUCUAGCGACGGUUAUCGAUCAACAGUGUUACUGCUUUGGUUUUGAUUUCUUAGUCAGUGGGUUUUCUAUCGGCCAAAACUCCAGCUGUGUCAACUUGUGGAGUAAGUUGCCCCUAUAUAUCUAAGAUCAGUCUUGUGUUUUCCCUCUAAUGGUAAAGGUUAGGAUUUAGAGAGGGUAAUCUGAUGCUAGAUCUGUCUAAAAGGCUGCGUUUACAUAGGCAGCCUAAUUCAGAUCUUUGUCCACUAAUUGGUCUUUUGGCCAAUCAGAUCAGCUCUUUUUCCCAAUAAUUGGCCAAAAGUUCAGAAUUUAGCUGCCUGUGUAAACGCAGCCUAAUGAAACUUCUAUCUUGAGUACUGACGAGUACUGAGAGGCUAACUGUUCACGUUUUUAACCCCAGAAGUAUAUAUAUAUAUGUUUUUUAAUUACUUAUCGUUUCAAUAUUUUGUGAAUUUAUUGCCAUACAGUUAGCAGAUACUGUAGGUUUCCAUUCACUCCUUAACUUACACUUGAGGCAAAAGUUUACCUUAACCACAGAUCUAGGAUCAGAUUAUCAUCCCCAAUCUUAACUUGAACCAUAAGGGGGGUGUACAAAUAUCUGAUCCUAUAUCAGUGGUUAGAUACAUCACUAGUUCUGACAAUGAGAGCAAGCAUCAAUUCAUGGGCUUUGCUUAUUGGCUCAUCGUGUGUUCUAUUGAGGAACAAGAGCGAAUUACAAAGUGGUGUCCCGUGUCCCCACCUCCACAGUCCUAUUCCUCUACUCCCAAACCAAACUUGAUUGUAAAAAAUGUAAAAGACACUAGAGAAAAUAAAAACAAAAGUGUAUAAACUUUCUUAAAGCCAUGUACAGAAGUGAUACGUUUUGAGAGUAGCUGUAUUGGGGUUUGGUUUGAGUUUCUUUCUAAAUGGAAGCAGGUCAGUCGAGUAUUAUUAUCGAACUGUACAGUGUUUGUAAGAUAAAACUUAGGCCAGAAAUCAAUCAAAGUGCAUCAAACUUUUUCCA